Oryzias melastigma (Indian medaka) is the source of this 2650-nucleotide messenger RNA. RefSeq names its product ribonucleoside-diphosphate reductase large subunit. Gene Ontology annotation, molecular function: ATP binding; ribonucleoside-diphosphate reductase activity, thioredoxin disulfide as acceptor. Gene Ontology annotation, cellular component: ribonucleoside-diphosphate reductase complex. The coding region runs from base 1 to 2382 and encodes 793 amino acids. The transcript has 19 exons. The record is from RefSeq and is a predicted model, not a curated record. NCBI's taxonomy places the organism in Eukaryota, Metazoa, Chordata, Actinopteri, Beloniformes, Adrianichthyidae. Gene Ontology annotation, biological process: DNA replication; deoxyribonucleotide biosynthetic process.
AUGCAUGUCAUCAAACGAGAUGGGCACCAGGAAGCAGUCAGUUUUGACAAAAUUACUUCCCGCAUCCAGAAGCUUUGUUAUGGGCUGAACAGUGACUUUGUUGACCCUGCUCAGAUUACCAUGAAGGUGAUCCAGGGUCUGUACAGUGGAGUCACCACUGUGGAGCUGGACACUUUGGCUGCAGAGACCGCUGCAACCCUCACUACUAAACACCCCGACUAUGCAAUCCUUGCUGCCAGAAUUGCCGUGUCUAACCUGCACAAAGAAACUAAAAAAGUAUUCAGCGAUGUGAUGGAGGAUUUGUACAAUUACGUCAACCCCUUAAAUAAGCGUCACUCUCCCAUGAUCUCCAAGGAAACACUGGAAAUUGUCCUUGAAAACAAGGCUCGCCUUAACUCAGCCAUCAUUUAUGACAGAGAUUUCUCUUACAACUUCUUUGGCUUCAAGACAUUAGAGCGAUCCUAUCUGCUGAAGAUCAAUGGAAAAGCUGCGGAGCGACCCCAACACAUGCUAAUGCGAGUGGCCGUCGGCAUUCACAAGGCAGACAUCGAUGCAGCCAUUGAGACGUACAACCUGCUGUCAGAGAAGUGGUUCACCCACGCCUCCCCGACUCUGUUCAACGCAGGCACCAACAGGCCUCAGCUGUCCAGCUGUUUCCUGCUUGCCAUGAAGGACGAUAGCAUCGAUGGUAUCUACGACACGCUGAAGCAGUGUGCCCUCAUCUCCAAAUCGGCUGGAGGGAUCGGACUGGCGGUGAGCUGCAUCAGAGCGACUGGCAGCUAUAUUGCAGGGACUAACGGCAUCUCCAACGGGCUUGUUCCUAUGCUGCGAGUGUACAACAACACAGCCCGUUACGUGGACCAGGGUGGCAACAAGAGGCCUGGAGCCUUUGCUGUGUACCUGGAGCCGUGGCACGCGGAUGUGUUUGAGUUUUUGGAGCUAAAAAAGAACACUGGUAAAGAAGAACAAAGAGCCAGAGACCUGUUCUUCGCCUUGUGGAUCCCUGACCUUUUUAUGAGGCGAGUGGAAAACAAUCAGGACUGGUCGCUCAUGUGCCCCAGUGAAUGUCCAGGUUUGGAGGAGUGCUGGGGGGAGGAGUUUGAGAAGCUCUACAUUCGGUAUGAGAAGGAGGGCAGGGCUAAACGCGUGGUGAAGGCUCAGCAGGUGUGGUACGCCAUCAUCGAGUCGCAGACGGAAACCGGCACGCCGUAUAUGCUUUACAAGGACGCCUGCAACGGCAAGAGCAACCAGCAAAAUCUGGGCACCAUUAAAUCCAGUAAUCUGUGCACCGAGAUCGUAGAGUACACCAGCAAAGACGAGGUUGCAGUUUGUAACCUGGCAUCUAUUGCCCUCAACAUGUACGUCACCCCAGAGAAGACCUUUGACUUCAAAAAGCUGGCAUCCGUUACUAAAGUCAUCGUCAAAAACCUGAACAAGAUCAUUGACAUCAACUACUACCCAGUACCUGAGGCUGAAAGGUCAAACAAGCGUCACAGGCCAAUCGGAAUUGGCGUGCAGGGCCUGGCGGAUGCAUUUAUCCUCAUGCGCUACGCAUUUGAAAGCCCAGAGGCUCAGCUGCUCAACAUUCAGAUCUUUGAGACCAUUUACUACGCCGCCCUGGAGGCCAGCUGUGAGCUGGCAGCAGAUUACGGCUCUUAUGAAACCUAUGCCGGUUCUCCUGUCAGCAAAGGAAUCCUGCAGUACGACAUGUGGGGGAAAACCCCAACAGAUCUCUGGGAUUGGAAAGCCCUCAAGGGAAAAAUUGCUCAACAUGGUGUAAGGAACAGCCUGCUUAUGGCCCCCAUGCCCACGGCGUCCACCGCCCAGAUCCUGGGAAACAAUGAGUCCAUUGAACCGUACACCAGCAACAUCUACACUCGCAGGGUGCUGUCAGGAGAGUUUCAGAUAGUAAACCCUCACCUGCUCAAGGACCUCACAGAAAGAGGUCUGUGGGACGAGGACAUGAAGAACCAGCUGAUUGCUCAAAACGGCUCCAUACAGGAUAUUGAAGGAAUCCCUGCAGAUUUGAAGCAGCUCUAUAAAACAGUCUGGGAGAUCUCUCAGAAGACCGUCCUGAAGAUGGCUGCAGAUCGUGGAGCUUACAUCGACCAGAGCCAGUCUCUCAACAUUCAUAUUGCUGAGCCGAACUAUGGUAAACUCACCAGCAUGCACUUCUACGGAUGGAAGCUGGGCCUAAAAACUGGUAUGUACUACCUGCGCACAAAACCAGCUGCUAACCCCAUCCAGUUCACGCUGAACAAGGAGAAAUUAAAGGAGGCCCAGACAACCAGAAGUGCAGAGGAGGAGCUCCGAGAGCUCAACAACGCAGCCAUGGUCUGCUCCCUAGCAAACAAAGAUGAAUGCCUGAUGUGUGGCUCCUGAAGCUUCUAACUCCACAACACCCUCGCUAAUUAACCACUGAUGGUGGUGCUUAUUAUUUAAAGGAUGACAAUGAAAACGCCCACUUACCUCAACUCACAGAUGUUUUCCAUUUUUAUUUAAUUUUUAAUGCUUUUUUGUAAUGUUUUGUAUAGUCUUUUUUAAAUGAACUGUUUUAGCUGAAUCAAUGCAGUUCUGUUGCAUGCUAACAAUGAAUUGAAUGCUUAGUGUUUUAAAAUGUGUGGAAAAUAAACGUUUUCUUCAAUAAAUA